This is a messenger RNA of Aaosphaeria arxii CBS 175.79, 624 nucleotides long. RefSeq lists its product as uncharacterized. NCBI's taxonomy places the organism in Eukaryota, Fungi, Ascomycota, Dothideomycetes, Pleosporales. The transcript is spliced from 3 exons. Gene Ontology annotation, molecular function: carbon-sulfur lyase activity. The coding region runs from base 1 to 624 and encodes 207 amino acids. The record is from RefSeq and is a predicted model, not a curated record.
AUGGACAGUAACCAGGCACGCGGAAAAAGCACCACAGGCAUCAACGAGUGGAAACAACGCCCCCCCUACCGCAUCCACGAUUCUAAUGAGAAAUUCGACGUCAAGUACGAAGCGAACUGCCACUGCGGAAAGGUAAAAUACCAAUUGAGCCGAAAGGAACCUCUAGACAGCAAAUUGUGCCAUUGCACAACCUGCCAGACCCAACACGCCGCUCCCUUCCAAUGGGCAGCCAUCUUCCACAAAGAAGACAUCAACUUCACCAACGGCCACCACGACCUGGAAUGGUACGACCCGACCGAGAAGUCGAUCGAGCACAAGCUUCCAUGCAAGGUCCGCUGCAGCUACUGCCACUCGCCGAUCAUGGACGAGGGACGGAACAUGAUUCUAUUGUUCCCUAGCUUGAUUCACCUCAAGGAUGACCAGGCGAAGGCAUAUUUUAAGCCGCGCCUCCACAUGUUCUACGGCCAACGAGUCAUGGACAUCCCCGAUGGUCUUCCCAAAUGGACGGGGUUGAGCAACGAGAGCGACCUCAUUGAAGACAGUCCGCCCGAGCUUGUCAAGGAGUUUGAAAGGAAGAGAGAGGAAGAGCGUAAGAAGAGGUUUGAGAAGGGCGAGAAUGAGUAG